Hydra vulgaris (swiftwater hydra) is the source of this 2370-nucleotide messenger RNA. Lineage: Eukaryota; Metazoa; Cnidaria; Hydrozoa; Anthoathecata; Hydridae. The record is from RefSeq and is a predicted model, not a curated record.
AUGGCGCUACGAGUAAGGGACGAUUUGACUUUAGAUGACCCAGAUAAUGCAGAAGCAUGGAUUAGAUGCUUUUCAGCUUCCGCACGUUCAAAGAAAUUAAAAGAUGAGAUAAACGGUAGCUACGAGAUAACAGAUUUAUUUAUGGCAAAAGCAGGGAUUGAAGCAGUUGAAAAGAUUUCUUUUAUGGUAUAUCCAGAAGAAUUAGAAAAUAUGAUGUUUGAUGAUAUUAAAACUGUUGUUAUGUCCCAUUUGAGACCUCAAAAACGACUAAUUAUUGCUGAAAGAGUUCGAUUUUUAGCAUUAAAACAGCAAAACAAUGAAAACAUCGUAUCAUAUGCACAAAGAUUACGCGAAGCUUCACGCUUUUGCAACUUCGAAAAAUUGGGAAAAGAUGGCCAAAGUGCGGAAGAUGAUUUGAUUCAAAUGAGAUUGAUUGAUGGUCUCCAAUCUUCUGAUCAGAGAGUGAAAGCUCUAGAAAUGAUACAGAGUGGAGAAUCGCCUAAACUAGGAGCAUGUAUUGACUUUAUCAGGCAACUGGAGCAAAUAUCCUGUUUUAGUAUACAAAACAACAUCGAAAACAGCAUAGACCUUCCUUCAGUUAAUUACAUUGAUAAAAAUAAAGAAAGAAUGAUUAAAUGCAAGUAUUGUGGCCUUCAACACCCACCUAGGAAAUGCCCAGCAUUUGGAAAGAGUUGUAAAAAAUGUGGAAAGUUGAACCACUUUAAAAACGUAUGCAAAGCAAACACUAAAUAUGAAAAAAUAGUAGAGGAAAUAGAGAACGAUGAUGCUAGUGUGUAUUCCAGUAACAUGAAUGAUACAAACUCAGAGAUUAGUGUAAAAAUUAAUGACUACAAUAUAAAAAUGCAAGUUGACACCGGAAGUCAAGUCACAAUUAUUCGAAAAUAUUUUUGGGAACCAAUGUCUAAACCGAAAUUACAAAAAUGCUACCUUCGCAUGAAACAGUUUGAUGGCACAGUUAUAAAAGUCCUAGGCGAAUUUGAGGCAACUUUGGAAACCGAAUCAAAAAUGAAUAUCGUACGAAUUAUUGUUGCAGACUGUACAAAAAAUCAUGGUCUAUUCGGUAUGGAUGUAUUAAAUAUCAACGCCACAAAAUUAGUAAAUAGUAUAGAACCUCUUGUUCAUGGGCGUUUAAUUAAUUACAAAGCAAAUAUUCUGUUGAAAAACGGCGUACAACCAACUUAUUUUGAAGCUCGACCUCUUCCUAUCCAUAUAAGACCACUAGUGGUAGAUAAACUUAAUGGAAUGAUACAGCAAGGGUUGCUUCAAAGGGUUCCUCCUGGUGGAAGCAGAUGGGCUUCACCGCUUGUGGUUGUUAGAAAAACAGACGGAGAUUUACGCAUUUGUGCGGAUUACAAAAUAGGUGUUAACCAAAAAAUAUGCUCAGACUCAUAUCCCAUCCCAAACAUUGAGACCGUAUUUCAUAAAAUGGCAGGGAUAAAAUAUUUUGCUAAAAUUGAUCUCAAGGGAGCUUAUCAUCAAAUUGAGAUGGACAAAGAGGCACAAGAAAUAACAACAGUUAAUACCCCUAUUGGAUUAUUAAGAUGGACCUGUUUACCUUUCGGAAUUAAGACUGCAAGUGUGAUAUUUCAAAGAGCGAUAGAAUCUGUUGUUGGCGAUAUUAUUCCCAAUAUGAUUAUAUUUCAAGACGAUAUAUGUGUCGGUGCUAAAAAUGCUGAAGAACUCAAAUCGAAUUUAAACAAAAUAUUGAGCAAAUUGAAGGAAUCGGGAAUGAGCAUAAAUAAACGAAAGUCAGUGAAUGAAACAAAAAGUCUUUCAUAUUUAGGAUAUGAACUGUCAGAAAAAGGAGUUACCCCAGAUCGUAAUUUAGUCAGCAAAAUACUUGGAAUAAGUCCUCCUAAUAAUAAAAAGGAACUCGAGUCAUUUAUAGGAUUAAUAAACUUUUAUGGUCGACACAUUGAUAAAUAUGCUGAAAAAUUUUUACCUUUAAACAAUUUAAGAAAGAAAGGAGUUACAUUCGAAUGGAGGAAGGAGCAUCAACAGGCAUUUGAAUUGCUAAAAAGAAACCUUUGUGAAGAACCCGUAGUGAAGGUUUAUGACAUCAACCAAGAUCUAGAGUUAACAACAGAUGCUAGCGAGAAAGCUAUAUCUGGAAUACUUUCACAGAAUGGCCAUCCGGUAUUGUAUCUCUCACGAACUUUAUCGCACGCUGAGACAAGAUAUUCUAAUAUUGAGAGAGAAGCUUUAGCUAUUGUAUGGUCUGCUCACAGAGAUAGGCAUUUUCUGUUGGGUAGAAAAUUCAAAUUAAUAUCAGAUCACAGGCCAUUAGAAUUUAUAUUUGAUAGUAACAAAGAAUUGCCCAAAGUCACAUCCGCUAGAAUUUUAAGAUGA